GGUAAUGGUAGCAAGUCAGUGUCUCUCGGUCCGCCGUCGAAGCCGGUACAUAUUCACCUCGUCGUGGUCCACGUAUGCACUCGGUCGCUUUUUCCUCGCGGUUUCGCGAUAUUUCGAAAGAGGGUCUCGAUCGAUCGUGUCCUCUCUCCGCUUGCAAGCGUUCACCUUUCGAAGAGGAACCGGCGGUCUCGUCGAUCGACCGAGGACGGGUUCUUCGAUCGAGUAGCUCUUUUUCUCUUCCGGUCAGCGAGCUCUCCCUUUCGCGAUCUCUCCCCGUUGGAACCUUUCGAUCCGACCUUUGGCGCCGUGGCUCUUCUCGCCCCUAUGAAUCUUUCAUCGGCGCUCCCUGGCUGAAAGUGUCGACGGCCCUGUGAGUCGAAAUCCUCGCCGAUUUUUACGCGUAACAGGAGCGUCUCUCGUGGACACCGCUGGAGAUCGCACGACGGCCCCCGAGGGAAUGCGCGCAAGAAACGGCCACCGCCUGGAACGAGAUUUCGUAGAUCCGCGCAACCUCCUUUCUUGGUUGCCGUAAAAAAGAAAAGAAAAGAAAAGAAAAGAAAAAAAGAAACUAGCAUGAUUUAUGAGUCGCGUCAAUCGCCGCGGCUGAUCCACGCCGCCAACUAACACGCGUCCGUCGCUCGUUCCUCGAAUCGAAUAUUGGACCGAUGGUUGCCAUCUUCGCGCUAUCUGUGCUCUGACGAACGAGGAAUCGGCCAAGAGACUCGAUAAGUGAUUACAAAGUCGAAAUGAACCUGUUCUCGUGGUACGGUUGAGGAUCAAACGCGCUGUUACUUUCGAGGUUCCGUUGCCAGGUAGCGUUAUUAGAAACUGAUAUUCCGAUAGUAUUUAGUAGUUAGAUGGUAACAAGUUGAGUGAUAUAUUUUAUUAAAACGAGAGGUGAUCAAAUUAGAAUUAUUUAACGAAUGUAAAAGCUUGUCGAAGAAUGUCACGGGGUUCGAUUAUUAAAGACUCUUGCAACGAGCAAGUGGAUAAACUCAAACGUGGUCGCGAAGUCGAAGCUACUUCGUAAAGAUAAGUCUACGAAUAAUUUGCAAUAAGUUAGAACGAUAAAUAAUAAUGGAAGAACGUCGUGAACGAUAGUUACGGAAAAGCCAGUGCCUUAAUAGUAUUUCUUCUCGCAAUAAAUCAGUGAACGAACAUAGUGAUAAAUUCAAGUUAAUGAUUGUUAAACUAUUUUCAAAGCAAACCUAUUUGAUAAAAGAUCUCGAAACAACUUGACUUCGAAGACAACGCAGACAACGAUCGCGGAGUUACAUUUGUCCUUCGAAUCGCCGUCGCAAGUGCAAUUACGAGAGAAACCUGCCUGUUGAAGAAAUUAUUAUUAUUAUUAUCAGUGACUCGGGUUAGGCCAGGAUUUUGCUUCGCGACGACGCAAUAUACGAAGACAAACGCUGAUCGUAAAUCUGAAAUCGUGCUCACGAGCCUAAUUAAAAAGCGAACUUGUCCAUUGAAGAACGUCUCGAAUUACCAUGAUCGAAGACACGUGUCUCAACAGUGAUUUCUUUGCAACGAAUCGAUGAAUGCACUCAGGUUAUCGUUAUCGCGUUAGUUAUAUUUACUUCUUAAACCGUCCUCGCAAGUCCGGCUUAUUUACGAAAAAAUUCCUCCGACGAAUACCAUCAAACGAUUCGCGAUCGACGAAAUAAUCAACGAACAAUAAUCGCAAACUUGAAUCUAUUUUUAAAUCACCCUCGUAAUUUUCUAACGAAAAUCCGCUUACCCUAGAACAUCUCGAGUUAACGAUAUCAAGAGCGAAUUAAUAUCUCAACAGUGUUGGCGUCCGCCACGAAUUAACGAACAAAUCGAGACGGUGAUCUCACAACUCCAUCGAAAUCGCGUCGAAUCGCUAUCGAAAUUUUCGCGCUGCUUGCAACGAGCCAGCGUGCAAACUCGAGCGUUAAUAGCAAAAUAAAAAGUCACUCGAAUCGUCGUUACAACUUGUAUCCAAGAAAUCAGCAAACUAUCAGAAACUGUGAAAAUAUCGAGAGAGAAAUAUCAGCAAGAUCAAUCGUACCAGCCGAAAUCGCGUCAAAAGAGAAGAUCCAUCGCGCGUUCAGCAAGCGCACCCUUGUUCUCCAGUCCGCUUAUCAAGGUCGACAUUCUCGAAGCCGAUCCAUUGCUCGGAGAUGACAGCGUGAUGAUAGAGGCGCGGAGGAACGUGCCGGUGCUUCCUGUGAGCAUGGGGUAGAAAUGUACCCCGGAAGGUCAGCGUGGACCCGGGGCGUCCUGGCCCUCGGAGUAGGGGCCCUGUUUCUGCUGGCAUGGCGGAUCGACACGGCCGGCGACGCGUUGUCUACGUCCACGCCGAUCGAUUCGGACAGGAACUAUUUCAGCGUGGCUCCCGAUCGAGCAGUCGGCGCGACAUCCACGGGAAAAAAGAGGAACGGCCGAGCGACGGGCCGGGAAUCGAGGGGCAGGAUCGACAGGCUUCCAGCCAGGAUUAUUCAGCGACCGACCAAGAAACGCGGACCCCGACCGACGUCCAUCGGAAUGCCGAACCUGACAGGGAACACGAGGCCGGCUAUUCGGAGGAGAUCUCGCUUCCGUGGUCGGAUCCUCGAAGAAACGAACGUCCGAAGAGUUAUUUGCGCGGAACGUCGCGUCCGACGAGAGAUUUCGCGACAACCGAUGGAGAAUCGGCGACGAGCUUCGCGGAAUCGUCGGAUUUCGUGGGAAGCGACGCGUCGGGAAGUUACACGGUCGAUAAGUCGCCUGUAAGAAAUUUGGAGAGCGGCGAUGGAAAGAACGAGGUAGACGGAGAAGCUACGAGUUUUUCGAUCGCGAGUUCACUCGCACCGCGGAAUGUGGUGAAAAACGAUGGUGACGCUGAUAGGAAAUCCAAGAGUCACGUGGUGGAACCGAGCAGAAGUACAGAGGACGAAGGUAAUUCUAGAUCAGCGGCUUAUUCUAUCGAGAAGCCGCUUCCGUCGUCCAACUUCGACAAAAAUGAUCUCGUAGAAAACGCAGAAGGCAAUCGCGUGUCGAUAGAUGGUUUAACAAGAAGCUCGUUUCUAUGGUGGAAUGUUGAAAGGAAUGAUAAAAAUGACGGUGGAUCGAAGAGUUAUUUGGUUGAAAGGUUACAUCCGUCGUGGAGUUUCGUGAGAAAUGAUCGGAGAAACGACGAUCGAAAGUUGGUAAGUUAUUCGGUGCCAAGUUCCUUUCCAAUAUGGCAUGUGAAAAGGAAUGACGGCGAAUCAAAGAAUUACGCGGUGGACAGCUCGCUUCCGUCGUGGAGACUAGAGAAAAAAUAUGGGAUAAAAGAUGAACACGAUGGUGGUUUAACGAGUUACGCGGUGGAAAAGUCAUUUCCGCUAUUGGCUUCUGAAAGAAGCGAUUACAUCGGCAAUGAGAAUAAUGGCGCGUUGACGAGUUAUUUGGAUGAAUCUCUUUCGUUGCAGAACCUGAGGAAAAACACGGGAAACGAAGAUAAUUACGGAUUGAUGUAUUUCACGGGAAAUCCUAUGGUUUCUGUAGAAAAUGAAGAUAAUUACGAAUCUAUAAGCGAUCCGUGGAACGGCGCAAUUUCAUCGCGGGAUUUAAAAGAAGAAACCGAUAACGCGUACGAUAAGGGUAAUGGAAAAUCAAUUAAUCGCGGUGUAAAAGUGUCAUUAACUCGCGAGGGAAACGAUCGUUCGUACAACGAUUAUACAUCGACAGGCUAUUCUCGUGAAAAUUCGCUUCUUCCAUCGGAUUCUAAAAAGAUCGAUCUGAUAGAAAAUAAGCGUGGACCGGUGUACGGCUCAAUUACGAGGAAAAGCGAAAAUUAUUGGAAUAAAAACUCCCUUCGGUUAUCGAAUGCUGAAAAGAUCGAGCUCAUAGAAAAUAGCCGCAGACCGAGGAAGAUCUCAAUUACAAAGAGGGGCGAUCUCGCGUCGUUGAAAGAUCCAAAGAGACGAACGAACGAUAAUGAUGAGGCGAAUUAUACGAUGUUUAGGAGCGAGGAAGCUAGGAACACGAGCGAGCAGGAUGAGACUCGGUUUUCGAAGGAUGACGAAGAGACCCGCGACGCGUUCAAUGGCUCGGCUGUCGGUGAAAGGAGCGACGUUAAAGAGAAUUUGUCGCACCGAGUGAAUGGGCAAUCGAUGAAUGAAGUCGGGAAGAGUUUGGGGCGAAGUUACUACUCGGACGCGGGCAACAGCCUUUCGCUAACCUUGCACGGGCAACGCGGUGAAAACGAUGACGAAAUCCAUGGUCUGGCAAAAAUGGAAAGUACUGCUAUCUCCACGCGAUAUUCUCACUCCCUGCAGAGCGAAUUAAACCACGAAUUAACCUCCGUAAGCGACGUCGAAAGCCGGACGCAACGAAAACUUCUUUCGUACGAUGUAUCGUCUUCGGCUUCUAAAUCGAACGAGAAAAAAGAAAUUCUUUCGAAUAUAAAUAACGAAGAUCCUCGUCAUCGAAAUGACCGAUCAAUCUCGACGGAAUCUCGAUUCGACCGGAGGGUCGAAAGGAAGCUAAACGUCGGAUUCUCGGACGAGCUCGUCGGUGAUUUCCAUAAUUCCGACCAGCUAUCCGACUUUGAAAAGGCAGACAGGGAAGAAGAAUAUAAACGAGACGAGGAAUCGAUCUCGGGAUCGGCCGAUUCCUCCCGAGCCAAGCCGCCUGUUCUCGCUGGAAUGCAGAAGGACCGUGUGCUUUUUUUUCGCGAGGAUCACGGGCCGACUCGAUCUUCCGCAAAGACGUCCGAGACGUUCAGAAGCCGUAAAGGUCGAACAGUGGAACGGAAUCGCGAGAACAUCCUUGAAAGAGGAACGCGCGAGACGAGAUCUCGCGAUCGAUCGCCUCCGGCCACCGAUCCUUCCGUGGAUUUUCGUGAGAUGGACGCGGCGCAAGGUUACGCCGAGACACUCGCCGGAUACGAAAUAACGGAUCGUCGAGAUCGCCACGAUGCGAACGUUCGUGAAGCCGGUCCUGCUUCCUCUCCGCUUCGUGGAAGCGGCCAAUUGUUUGACGAACAGAUAACGAUGGUCCCUCCGGUGACCGAUAAGUCGAACGCGGUGCAAGAAUCGGCAGGCGAAAAGACUUUCGGUAAAUUGAAUUUACGCGAUGAUUUCGCGGAUGUACGAAAGGAUGGAAGGAGAUUGGAGUGGGCAGACGGGAUGUUGUUUGAUACGAAUAAAGUGCAACAGUUGGCGGACGAACAGGUAGAUAGGAAUAUUCUCAGCGGAAAAUUCUUCGGUCCGAGCGAAACGCCAUGGUUCGAGGGUAAAAACGUAUCCGAACGAUUAAAUUCGCACGGCGACUCGUGGAACGAUCGAAGAUUCGAAGUGGAUUCGAGAGAUGGAAGAUCGUAUAGUUUCUUGGAACUAAGACAAUCCGAGAAGGAUGAAACGUCGCAAAAAUUUUCAAACGUUCGAGGACUUGCAACUAGAUCGCCAGAUACGAAAUCGUCGGAUUCUACGGUUACGAUACAAAAUCUUGGAAGGAAAGACGAAUCCGAAGAAUCGAAUUUGCUUAAUGAGCUUUCGAAGGAUGAAAAAUUUGGCACGAAAGUCGCGACCAAAGAUCAGCAAUUAUCUUCAUCGUUCUUUCGGAAGGAUGAUUUGCACCGUGAGAAACAGUCGAUUAUUCGUCGAAAGAGAUACACGAAUUACUAUUCACCGCAGUCUGCCACCCCCAUGGCAUACGUGCACAUUCAACCGGCGUAUCCGGUACCAACGGCACCAGCUGCGAACCGGAAGUGCGUACAGUGUAUGUUUGUUUACAAACCGUGUUCUUCGCCACCUAGACCUCCACCAUUUAAGAAUGCUUUUCCGACGAAUAAGUAUCAGGAUUUGGCUCUAAACUGGCAUGGACUUAAAUACGGGUGUCGAUGUAAUCCUAUUGGUUCGAUAACCACUGCGUGCGACAUCGUAACAGGACAAUGCCAAUGCAAGCCCCAUGUGACUGGCAGACAAUGCGAUCAAUGUAUGAUUGGUUUCUGGGGUUUGCCAACGGGAGCAGGAUGCGCUCCUUGUGGUUGCGAUCCUAUAGGAGCGUAUAAUUCUUCCUGUCACGAUAGUAUUGGACAAUGCUACUGUAAACCAGGAGUGGGUGGCACACGUUGCGAUGUUUGUCUACCUGGAUAUUAUGGAUACUCAUCAAACGGAUGUCAAGUUUGCGAUUCGUGUGUGCGACCAGGUCACGUUUGUGAUCCUGACACGGGUCGCUGUGUGUGUCCAACCUUGACUUUCGGUGAACAUUGCGACAGAUGCAGAUCAGGUUCCUGGGACUUGGUCCCAGGAGUUGGUUGCAGGCCCUGUGCGUGCACCCUUGGUUCCAUGAAACCUCAGUGCGACCAUCAAGGGCAAUGUCCUUGUAGAAUCGGCUACGAUGGUCUUAGGUGUGAGAAAUGCGCGAAAGGUUACUAUGGUUAUCCUAGGUGUCGACCUUGUAGCUGCAACGUAGCGGGUACCUUGCAGUGUGAUGAUGAAACUUGCGAUUGCAAUGAUAAAGGGCAGUGUCCUUGCAAGGAAUACGUGGUCGGAAGGCAGUGUGGUCAAUGCAAAGAAGGUACGUUCGGUUUAGCACUGGACAAUCCGAAAGGUUGCACCGAAUGUUUUUGUUUCGGAAGAACGACCUCCUGUCAACAAGCUGGUCUUAGUUGGGGGCAGAGGAGAUUGACACGACCACGAACUCUUCACGUCAAUGACACUAUCAAUGAUAUAAUAGUUUCUAAAUUUAGAUCACGAGUGUUUUUAUCUCCUAUUAACGGUGGUUUAAACAUGACCAAUGGACUUUCGACGAUCCCUGAUACUGGAGGUGAUGUGACGAUACCAUCGCAUUUGUAUUAUAAUUAUCCUCUCUAUUGGAUGCUACCCGAAUCUUUUCUUGGUGAUAAGGUUGUAUCCUACGGAGGAUUUUUAAGAUUCACAACUUCGACAGAAGGUGGAAUACCUUUAAGAUCAACUUUUCAAUAUCCGAUCGUGCAACUGCAAGGAAACCGUAAAAUUGUCUUAGAAUACUAUUUACCCGUACCUUCGGAUAGCAAUCAUUACGAAGUCAGAUUUCACGAGUCCCUAUGGCAAUUACAAAAUAGGCCAGACUAUAAAGUCACGAGAGAGGUUCUUAUGGUUGCUUUGCAAAAUUUGCAAUACAUUCUGGUAAAAGCCUCCGAUAAUGCGGAAUUUACAAGAACGACCUUGCACGAGGCUUCUAUAGACGCUGCAGUUUUAACGCCCAUGCAUAUACCGCAACUUGCAACCGGUGUCGAGAUUUGCAAAUGCCCCCCGAAAUAUAACAGCACGUCCUGUCAAGAUCCAAGUAUCGGACACUAUCGAUGGUACAACAACACAACCGUCACAUCGACCAUUGUUAUCAACCUUAUUGGAGAAGCAAUACCUUGCCAGUGUAACGGAAGAUCUGAUAUUUGCGAUAUAGAAACAGGGCAUUGCUUGAAUUGCCGAGAGAAUACCGCAGGACCAAGAUGCGAUAUUUGCUCAGACAGUUUCUACGGCCAUCCAGACUUUGGCUGUAAACCGUGUCCUUGCCCACAAGCAGAUAAAAGAUUCUCAAAUACUUGCAUGGUUCUUGCCAAUACGGAAGCAAUUUGUGUUUGCAAACCUGGUUACACCGGUAGAAAAUGCGAACGGUGUUCUUCCGGAUAUUAUGGAUUCCCUCACCUUCCUGGUGGCAAAUGUAUACCGUGCAAUUGCAACCCCGCUGGAAGUUUGAACGAUGAAUGUGAUACGGAAACAGGACAAUGUAGGUGCAGAGCUGGUUCUACGGGUCGUGAUUGCUCUGAAUGUACUGCGUAUCGUCACGUCUAUAUAAAUAACGUUUGCACGUCGUGCAACGAUAAUUGUACCGGUAUACUGCUCGACACUGUGGCUGCACUUUCGCAAGAAUUAGCAGAAAGCACCACUCAUAUAGCCAAUGGUUAUAUUCCUCCUCCAUGGGAAGAUUUGUCUUACAUUGACUCCAACAUAACAACGUUUCUAGAUAAAAUAAACCUUCGAAAUAGACUGAGGCAAAGAAUGAGAGAUGUACCCUGGCAUGAGUAUAGAAAUCUUAUGAAAUACCUUGAAAUGUUGCUCAGAACUGCGAACGAACGCGCUCUGCGCGCAGAUACUGUUAAAUCAAAGACCAGUGAUUUAGAAAAUAACAUAUUUAGCGCAAAGAUCGAAGCGGAAAAUCUGCGAAAAUAUAUAGAAGAUACAAUUACGUUGUUGAAUCAAUAUACAAAUGAGAACAAAAGAAUAGAAAUAAAAAAAGCAUUGAACACAGCAAAAAUGAUUUUGAACGGUAUAAAAGAACUAAAUCUAGCAAAGAAGACAAUGGAAAUAGAACGUUUUCUCGAGGACGUCGCAGAAUACACCGAUUGGUUAAAUUCCUUGUACGAUGCAACAGGGCCAUUAGCAACCGCUCAAAACAAUGCUGAAGAAUAUUCUAUCAAACUAACUGACAUGCGGAACAUCAUAGAAAACGCGAUGGAAACGCUGUUCACAUACGAUGGUUUAUACAACAAUAUUAAUCAAACAUAUCAGGAAGCCAAAAAUUACUGUAGCGAGAUCGACAUGUUACGGAGCACAAUUAAUGCGUCUCUUACCGAGGGGGAAAAGCUGAUUGAUGAAACGCGUAGUUUUAUCGUCAAUUUUCGAAAUAAUGUUCAAGACCUUCCGGAACUGCGAAACAAAUUAACAUACUGGUUUGAUAAAUUGAGUAUGAAAGAAGAACUACUGUAUAGAUUAAAUUACGAAUAUAACGACACGUACGUGAUACCCGCGAUUGCACAUGUGAAGAAUUUAUCGAACUACGUUGAUCAGUAUGUCAGUCUGUUUUCCGAGACAAAAAACAUCGCAGCUAGCCCGCUGAAGGCCAGUCAAGCAUACAAGAAUAUCGUCGAUAACAUAAGAACUGCAAAUAUAACAGCAACGGCAGCUAAAGAUAUUUCUGAAGACACGUACAAUAAGAUAUUUCCCGAUGGCCCAAAAUCAAAAUCGCUGUUGGAUAGCGCUAAAGAAAUAUUGCUGGCAUCGUCCAAGCAGCAAAAUAGUGCAAACAGACAUGGAAAGUUAGUACAAAACGCGAGCGAUGGAUUGGAAUUGCAAAAGGAAGCUGUGAACAUUUUGAAAAAUACUCUCAAUAGUACUGGAAUUAGGGAUAAUCAAGUCAAUAUAAAAUUGCAAACAUUGCAAGAUGACAGUAAGAAAUUGCGUGAAAAUGUUGAAAAUAUAUUAAACGACAACGAGAAGGUGUUAGAAAGUAUUAAAACCUCGCAAAAACUUAUUGGAGAUUACAAAGAAGGGAUUGCUAAUAUAUUAAAACCAAAAUUGUACGAUUUAAAAAGAGAAGGCGAUUCCGAAAUCAGUUUAGCCAGCGAAAAAUUGACAGAAGCACUGAGUAACAUGAAAAAAGCAGAUGCAAAAUUAAUAAGUUUAUCAAAUGCCGCGGUAAAAAGGAAAAAUGAAUUUGAUAAAUGGAACGAUACGUUGACUACAAAAUUACAGAAUCUCAAAGACAAAAUCGCAGAAGCUAGAAACACCGCUGACGGAAUUCGCGUUUCUUUAAAAUCAGCAGAAGGAAAAGAAUGCAGCCGAUCCUACAGACCAUCCACAUUACAGCCAUCAUCAAUGAAUUCGAUUAUCAUGACCUUUGCACUUCCAAAAGGGAAAAAGGAAGGCCCCCUAUUUUAUUUGCCAAGUAGCAUAAAUGAUGAUUUCCUUGCCCUGGAGAUCAUUGACAGAAGAGUGAGAUUUAUGUGGAAUGUUGGAGGAGGAACAGGUAUUCUUACACACCCUGAAGUGAUACAAAGUGGCGAUCUUCUAGAUGAUAGAUUCUGGUAUCGUAUUGAAGCUGAAAGGGUUCGUCACUUGGGCAAAUUAUAUGUACGAAAACAAGCGUCGACAACCAAAGAACAUCCACCCAUAAAGAAUUCGACGGACUCUGAAUACGGCCGCUUUGAUAUUACCAGUUCAGAUCGUGUUUGGAUAGGAAAAAUUCCCAUAACAGAACGUAGAAGAACCGAGCUCAUUGCGUCUAAUGGUCUUCCAGCAUGUGUACACCAAGUUAUUCUAGAUGGAAAGCCUAUAGGUCUUUGGAAUUUCAUUACAACUGCGCCAGAUAUGGCCUGUGAAGCAUGUGUGGAAGGAGUGGAAGAUGUCAAGGAUGAUAUAGCAUACAGUUUCAAUGGAGAAGGAUAUGCGGUCAGAAACAGGGUUUCUUCAGGACCAUAUAAUAAAUAUUCGUUUGGAGUAUCGAUUAGUUUCCGAACUUACGACGAGAAUGCGUUGCUAUUUUUGGCAAUUAAUCCAGACAACAACCAACACAUCAUGAUAUUCCUGCGAGAAGGAAAAGUGAUCCUGCACAUUGGUUACGGUGGUAAUGUUAGCAUGGAGAUGUCCUCAAACUUUAAGUAUAACAACGGAAACUGGACAAAAGUGGAUGCAUUUAGAUAUUAUCAAUUACGUAAAACGGUUGAAAAAUGUAGCUUGAGUGUAGGAGGAGAAAACGAUAAGAGGAUAGGCGCACCUACACCUCAACCCAAAAAAGAGGACAUCCCUGAUUUCAUUCAGGCUAAAUAUUAUAUCGGUGGUGUUCCACCAAGUUUUCGCGCGGAAAAACUAAUCCUGCCGUCUCAAGUUUCCUUCUUUGGCUGUAUGUCUAAUAUCAUCGUUGAAGAGGGCUAUGAUCCAAUGGCAGAACAGUAUCAUGGCGUCGAGCCUACCUGUGCAAAUAAGCCAUUAAGGAUCGUAGGAUUUUACGGAGAUGGGUAUUUACAACAUGUAUCAUACACACUGCGUAAAAUAAACUCCACGAUGAGUUUCUCUUUUAGAACAAUGCAGGAAAACGCUGUACUCCUUCUUUCUACAUUCGAAGGACAAGAAGAACGUAUGCCUCCUAUACGACACAUGAACGACGACUCAAUUAAAAAAAGUUACUAUUCCAUAUGCAUAAUCAAUGGGCAAGUGCAAGUGCGUUUAAAUGCUGGAAGAGGGGAGCUCACUUUACAAUCGAAUGACACUUUUAAUGACGGGAGAUAUCACUCAGUAACAGUAAUUAAAAGACGAAAAGAUAUCGAAUUGCGAAUAGACGACGCUUAUCAGAGCGCAGGUAAAUUACCCACCAGUGCGGCUAUUAAAGCUCCUGAAGAAAGUGGAGGACUAUUCUUCGGAGGUUUGCCAGUGCUUAUUAACAAUACCAACAUGAUUUCCACCACCACGCCUUUGUAUGGAACGAUUAAAGACGCGAUAUUUAAUGACGACAUUGUUCGUUUUGAUGAAGCCAUUAGUUUUGAACAUGCAUUAAUUGGUCGUUCCGGACCAAGCAUGGGAAAAGACCCUCCUACGUAUACACCAUCAGCAUCACUGUCAAGGGGAAUGUCUACCCAACCGGAAGGGUGUCAAAAAGUGCCGUAUUAUUCUUUGGAAGCUGGUGCCCUCAAAUUUGGAGACAAACCAAACAGUCACACGCAACUUUAUCUAAAUUUUAAAAAAUUUUGGGAGAAGAAGUAUGCGAUAGAAUUUGAUUUCAGGACAUACUAUCCAAAUGGACUGCUGUUUAUUACUCCAGGCCUUAGACCAAAACACUAUCUCAUGGUCGUGAUACGAGAUGGACAGCUUUUACUCUUGGUGAAAAGCAAGCAGAAGAAAGAAAUACUGUUUAAAACACCGUUUAAUGACGGUAAUUGGCAUCAUGUAGUGAUCAGUCAUGACGAGCGGAAGUUGACAUUGCUCGUGGAUUCUCAAACACCACGCACGAUUAAAGUGCCAAGAAAAAUUGGACUAGCUUCUAUGAUGUAUAUUGGAGGCCUGCCUGAAAGUGGAACACCCAUACCUGAACAAGUCGUAGUUAAACUUGAAACCCUCAAAGGUUGUAUCAGAGGAUUGAGGAUCAAUGGCAACGUGUAUGAUAUGGUUGGUUCUACGAGUAGGGCCUAUCAAGUGGGACAGUGUUUCCCAAAUGUUGAAAGUGGAGCUUAUUUCCAGGAUGAAGCAUAUGCCAUAUACAAGCGGAACUUUGAAUUAGGUGCUGUACUCGAACUUCAGUUGGAAUUUAGAACAUCAGAAUUGUCGGGUGUUUUGCUUUCUAUAACGGCACCCGGCAAUUCGCCUUCAUUAUCAUUAGAGCUGAAUAAUGGUAAAGUGAUUAUGUCGGGUGAUCUAGGAGAUAACAAUCCGUUAUAUGUAGAGCAACGUUUCAAUAGUCCAUACACGAUCUGUGACAAUCGGUGGCACAGAAUACAAGCAGUUUAUAACGACGAAGAAUUGGCACUGAAAGUCGAUGAGUUGGAUCAGAAGUAUGGUCUUCCAGCUAACGUCAAUUAUCAUAUAAUGGAUGCUACAGUUUCUCGCCCUCUAUACAUUGGUGGUUUGCCAGCCUCUGCUCCAAAAGGAACAUUAAUAACAAGGGAUCAUUUCAACGGAUGUAUAAGAAAUGUAAUGAUAGGGGGAGAAAGACGAGAUUGGACAGACAUGGAUGAAUUGCACAAUAUUCACUUGAGCUCCUGCCCAGUACAAUGAUAAUCAGUACAAUGUGUGAACUCCUCUGAGUCAUUUAAUUUUGUUCCAAAGACUGUUCAAAGGACGCACAAUGCUCGAAAGGUUUCUAUGAACUGUGUUCAAUACAAUUUCACACUGGGAUCAAGUGCCAUAUCAUGAUGGAAAUUCUUUAAUCAUUAAGACAUAAGGUUAAACGAAGCCAAGAGAUGCUAGCAUGCACACGCAUGAAGUUUACAUUGAUGUUUCUCAAACUUGUUUUUAUUAUUUUAAAGUUCUACGAUAACAAAUUUUUAUACAAUAUUAAUGAAACUUCCUUAUUCUUUUAUAUGUAUCUCUUUCUGAUAUAUUUAUAUAAAAAGUAUGUUCAGAAAAAAUGAUAUAUAAUGAAUAUAAUGUGAAAAAAAUAAGCUAAUAUUUAUAAUUUGUACAUAACAGAUUUUACAUUUACCUAAUUCAACUAAAAUUUUCUUAAAUAAAUUUUUACCAUAUAUAAAAAAAAAUAAACAACUUUCUCAACAUAUACCAAAAAAAUUUAACUUAAUUUAUAUGUAUACUAUUUGAUAAAUCAAUGUUGAAUCACUAAUUAAUUAUUAUUUAAGCAUUUAUUUUGGAAAUUAUUAACA
Bombus impatiens (common eastern bumble bee) is the source of this 13063-nucleotide messenger RNA. RefSeq names its product laminin subunit alpha-1 (gene wb). The record is from RefSeq and is a predicted model, not a curated record. Lineage: Eukaryota; Metazoa; Arthropoda; Insecta; Hymenoptera; Apidae. Gene Ontology annotation, cellular component: basement membrane. The transcript has 32 exons. The coding region runs from base 2283 to 12461 and encodes 3392 amino acids.